ACGUUCUGAUUGUUCCAGCGAAUCGCCGCGAGUGCUUAAAGAGAUACCGCUCACCUACUUCCGCAGCUACACCUACCAACCGAUCGCCGGCAAUCCUUUCGCCGCCUUUCCCUACUACCAACAUGCGGCGAGCGCCAUGCCGUCGCCGCUGCUUGCGGGUCCUGCGCGUUACGAGCAUGGCACUUACCUGCAUGGCAGCGCAUAUCCUGUUAGUGUUGCAAUGCCACAUCCGCAGCAGCAGCAGCAACUACAAUCAAUGCUGCCACAAAUGUAUCAGCUGGCACAGACGCCUGUGUUGCACGCGAAGCCGCCGCCGAGUCCAACAACUACCACCAGUACCACCAGCACUGAGCCGCCUACGACCACAAGCACCACCACUACUACAACAACGACGACCACAACACCGCCACCACCAACAACGACGACCGUAAGCAGCAGCACCAGCGCGACAAGCGCAUCCCUCUCGCAGCUGAGGGCGACUCAGCACCAGCCGCAACCUCAACCGUAUCCAUAUCCCUACCCAACCUACAAUCGUCGUGCCUACAUGGGUUAC
Molecule: messenger RNA, 553 nt
Organism: Bactrocera oleae (olive fruit fly)
Lineage: Eukaryota; Metazoa; Arthropoda; Insecta; Diptera; Tephritidae
Source: RefSeq, a predicted model, not a curated record